Molecule: messenger RNA, 1433 nt
Organism: Brassica oleracea var. oleracea
Lineage: Eukaryota; Viridiplantae; Streptophyta; Magnoliopsida; Brassicales; Brassicaceae
Product: chaperone protein dnaJ 49
Exons: 1
Coding region: 156-1217 (353 amino acids)
Biological process (GO): cellular response to misfolded protein
Cellular component (GO): endoplasmic reticulum membrane
Molecular function (GO): Hsp70 protein binding
Source: RefSeq, a predicted model, not a curated record
UCUCUAGAAAGGCUUCAGAGCUCUGUGGAAGAGGAAGCAAAAGUCGAUUCCUCACAAUCUCAGAUGAGCUCCGAUCGCUGCGUGAAACCCUAAUUCCCCAGGCGUCUCGUCUUCCCCCGAUAACCUCAUCGGGAAGUUGUUUUUCACCGUUGAAUAUGGACGGUAACAAAGACGACGCGUUGAAAUGCCUCAAAAUCGGCAAGGACGCGAUGGGAGCUGGGGAUCGAUCUCGCGCCUUGAAGUUCCUCGAGAAAGCUCGUCGCCUCGAUCCGUCUCUCCCGAUCGACGAUCUCCUCUCGGAUCUGAACAAUCAAUCGCCGUCGCCUGGAUCCACCGCGCCUAAGCCGUCUGUUCGCCAACGCGGAUCUUCCUCCUCAUCCUCAUCCUCCUCCUCCUCCUCCUCCGCGUCUUUCACUGAAGAGCAACGAGCGAUCGUGAGGGAGAUCAAGUCCAAGAAGGACUACUACGAGAUUCUCGGAUUGGCGAAAACCUCCUCAGUCGAAGACAUGAGGAAAGCGUAUCGCAAACUCUCUUUAAAAGUCCACCCCGAUAAGAACAAAGCUCCCGGAUCAGAAGAAGCGUUCAAGUCCGUCUCCAAGGCGUUCCAGUGCUUAUCCAACGACGACGCUAGGAGAAAGUACGACGUCAGCGGCUCCGACGAGCCUUCUUACCAAACGCGCAGGUCCGCGAGGAGAACACACCACAGCGGAUUCAACGGCUUCUACGACGACGAGUUCGACGCCGACGAGAUCUUCAGAAGCUUCUUCGGCGGAGGAGGGAUGGCACCCGCCGCGACUCAGUUCCGAUCUUUCAACUUCGGGGGAGGUAACAGAGCGGCUACUAAUCAAGGCUCGGAUACUACAGGGUUCAAUCCACGUGUCCUCCUCCAGUUGCUACCUGUGGUGUUCAUACUGCUGCUCAACUUUAUGCCGUCUCCUCAGCCGAUAUACUCGCUCUCUCCUUCGUACCAGUACGAGCACAAGUUCACCACGCAUAGAGGGGUUAAUUACUUUGUGAGGUCGGCUAAGUUCGAGCAGGAGUAUCCUAUAAACAGCCUCGAGAGGCAGAGGGUUGAGGCGCAGGUGGAGAGAGAUUACUUGACUAUACUGGGGCAGAAUUGUAGGUACGAGCUUCAGAGACAGCAGUGGGGGUAUGUUCGCGAGACGCCUCAUUGUGAUAUGAUGAGGAGGUUUGAUUCAGCUGCUGCUGCUGCGUAAACACAAUCCGAGUUAAGAAACUUGUGUGUUGGAUUCAUGCUGAGGUAUGUAGAUGUUACUUACUAACGUCUUGAGUAUUUUGUUGAUGCCUCUUAAGGUGAGUUUGAUUUCCAAAGUCGCAACCUUUUCAUAUACGUUGAUUACUGUUUCUUGGUGUUUAUUAUGAAACAUUAUUAUUAUGUGUGUAUUUGGAAUAAGACUUAUUUUUGCUCUGCC